CAGAGGAAGCAUCGGUGGAGGAGCACGUGGGUGGGGAUCGCCGCGGCCCUUUUAAUUCUCCUAUUCCUUCUCCCUACGGCUCUAAAGCUCUUGCCCCCGCCCAGCUGCCGCAGAUCAACUGCCGCCGCCGCCAAACCUUAGCGCUCGCCGAUCGUGUUCCCCGCUCGCCACCGCCCUUAAACCCUCGCGUUGAUGGGGACUGGUUGCGAGUCUUACUUGAUGCUCUCUGUCAACUUUUGAUUUGAUUCAAUUAAUUUUUUACAUCUAAGAAAAAUGGAUCGUUGUGACACAUCGGGCUUUGUUAGCGGAGGUAGUGACUGUUCAUUUUGGAUUCCUUGGAUGGAUAUGUUUUAGAUUGGCUGUUCUAGUUUUCAUCCUAAACUAUAACCCCAUAUAACUGGCAAGAAGUGUUUCUACAAGUGACUGACUGAGAGUUCUGUUGUCUAAGUACUGUCUGUGGUUCUGGUUCAUGGACAAUAACCAUUUCCAUUACACUCCUUCCUUUGCCUCCAAAUCUAAAAAAGUUCAUAGCUUUGAUGUUGGCGCUGGUAAUUCUGAUGUGGACCCCCUUGGGGUUCAUUCUCCUUCUCUGUCAAGUCCUUACUUUGGAGUAAAGAGGAAAUCUGGCACUUUUGAUGGGUUCAUGAAAAAUGUAUCACUCAGUUUGGAAUUAGGCUGUUCAUCAAGUUAUUGCCUUCCUUCAUCAAAAGGGAACGAACCAGGACAGGAGUCAUCCAUCUGUCUUGAUCUAGGCAUUGAUCUUAAAUGGGGCAACAAUACAGAUCGAGAUAAAGUAAAUGCAUCUACACUAGAUAAUAAAAGGCCCAAAUUGGACCUUGAACUGAACCUUUCAACCGGUCUAACCGAAUCAGAUACCACCACUGUCACCCAACUUGUGGAUGAAGGAUCAACAUCUUCUAGCUGGAAAUCUAGACCUCCUUUGCUAACGUUGGAGAUAAACCCACCAUUGCCAAAAUGUUCAACUAGCACUACUUCCGGGUUUGAGGCCCCACGGAGACGUAAUGCAAGCACAAGAACUUGCAAUUUUGAAGGAUGUGUCAGGGGUGCAAGAGGUUCUUCUGGGCUUUGCAUAGCUCACGGAGGUGGCAGGAGGUGCCAGAGAGAUGGCUGUCAAAAAGGAGCUGAAGGUAAGACGGUUUUCUGCAAGGCUCAUGGUGGGGGUCCGCGGUGCCAAUUUCUUGGAUGCACCAAGAGUGCCGAGGGCCGCACAGACUUUUGCAUCAACCAUGGUGGUGGUCGGCGAUGCAGUCAUCAAGGCUGCACUAGAGCUGCAAGAGGUGGGUCUGGCUUAUGCAUCCGGCACGGAGGCGGCAAGAGGUGCAAGGUGGACGGAUGCACAAAGAGUGCCGAGGGAAUAUCCGGACUGUGCAUCUCGCACGGCGGGGGCCGUCGUUGCCAAUACCCAUCCUGCACGAAAGGUGCUCAAGGGAGCACACAGUUCUGUAAAGCUCACGGUGGCGGUAAGAGGUGCACGUUUCCAGGGUGCACAAAGGGUGCCGAGGGGAGCACUCCGUUUUGCAAAGGGCAUGGUGGUGGUAAAAGGUGCACUCAUGAAGGGUGCACAAAAAGUGUGCAUGGUGGCACUUCGUUUUGUGUCGGUCAUGGUGGUGGGAAGAGAUGUGCAGUGGCAGAAUGCUCUAAGAGCGCAAGGGGCCGUACAAACUUUUGUGUUCGACAUGGCGGUGGUAAAAGGUGCAAGUUUGAAGGGUGUAGUAAGAGUGCACAAGGAAGUACUGAUUUCUGCAAAGCACAUGGUGGAGGUAAGCGCUGCUGUUGGGGGCAGAUGGGAUUCAAGGUCGGCGACAGAGCAGCUGUUGCUGCGUGUGAUAAAUUUGCAAGAGGGAAGUCAGGACUGUGUGCUGCCCAUUGUGCCCAGAUGAUGGAAAUAAAAAUACAAGGCAGUACCCCAGUUGCCCCAGCAUUACAAGUGCCGCCACAAUCCUUCACACUUGGAAGUAUAUAUGGAUUUGCUGCUGGUGGUGGCUUGGCAAGCCAUCCAAAUGGGUCGACUAAUGAUGCUACUCACCCACAAGUUACAUUUGAAGCUGAAAAUGUUUCAAUGAACAAAAUUUCACUUCCAGAAGGCCGAGUUCAUGGUGGCAGCUUAAUGGCGAUGAUUAUGGGAGGUACUAGCAAGGCUAAUCAAGCAGCUAAUGUUCCAUCAGAGCCUGGAAAUGCUUCUCCUCUGCUUCAUAGCUGGGUAUAAGCAUUAUCUCUUCAUGCUGUUAAUUACUCAUUCUGCUUGGUCUGGUUUGGUAGCUUUUUGAUUUAUAGCUUUAAGUUGUUCUAUAAUAAAAUGAUUAUUUUUUUUUAAAAAAAAUAUAGGACUUGGUAAUAAUUGUUACAGGCUCUUUAGCCAAUACGAUGUAGAAAGGUAAAGGUCAAUUUGGUGUCAUGUGUGUCAUGUAAAUAUGCUGCUUUAUAUUGGUACAGUUCUUGUGGAUUUGAUUUCUUUCUGCAUGUAUGCAGAUUUAAUCCAAUAAUUUCAAUCGUGUUUC
Molecule: messenger RNA, 2519 nt
Organism: Cuscuta campestris
Lineage: Eukaryota; Viridiplantae; Streptophyta; Magnoliopsida; Solanales; Convolvulaceae
Source: the annotation of a GenBank genome assembly